UACAACGUUUACCAACACUAAAUCGGAAGUUUACCAAUCAAUGCUCAAAAAUACACAACAUACAACACUUUCACAGACAAACAAAAAAGAAAGCAAACAACCAAUGAACUUCUCCAGCGUACGAUUAUCGCUACCGUGAUUGUUCUCGCACGAUUAGAUAAGAAAUAAGGUGAUAAUUCGUAUAGUUUUUAGGUGGCUAAUCGGCAAUCUAUAGUGGUGCUACAUUUCGCAUACGCAUGAGCUUGGCGAGAUGCUGACUACAAUUUAGUUGUCGCAUUGACACGUACAGCAGAAAGUAUCUGCAGCGGACGGCAUUAGUGAUAUAAAAUAGCCAAAAUCGAAAAAACAUGUGUGUAAUAUUUUUCUAUGCGAAUUCAAAUCCCACCUCUGGUGGAUACAAACUUAUAUUAGCGUCCAAUCGGGAUGAGUUCUUUGCGCGUGAUACACAGGACGCAGCGAAAUGGGCUAACGCCGAUCAUGUCUACGGUGGUAUUGACCUGGAGCCAGGACGUGAAGGUGGCACUUGGCUGGCGGUGGGUGGGCAUGGAGGUGUCUUUAAAAUAGGUGCACUACUCAACUUGACAGGAGAGCCCAAACCGAGGAAUGCUGUAGCUACAAACCAUAACAUAAUGCACUACAAUCAUAACCACAAUAAGGCUGACAUCACAAGUAACAGCAAUCCUGCAGUCACAUCCUCAAUACUACACAACGAACAUUUUUUGUUAGGCCGUGGCAUGAUCGUUUCGGACUUUGUCACUUCCAUGGAUGAUUGCAACAUACAAAGCUACAAUAGUCAACUGCUGGCCGAAUGUACUAAGUACAGCGCUUUUAAUUUUGUUUCAAUCGAAAUUGGCGUACCAAAAACACCAGCCAAUAUUUUGUUGCUAAGCAAUUCACCGCCCGGCUUGGAGCAGUUCGAUGAGGGUAAAUGCUAUGGAUUUGGUAACAGCCUUGCUACGACACCUUUUCAAAAGGUUGUCAAUGGGCGUCAACGCUUUCAAAACAUUGUUGAACGUUUUUAUAGCAAGUUAGCCACAUCUCCGGCGGAGUCUGCGCAUGAGAUUCAAACUGAACUUGUCACAAACUUGAAGAAUCUACUAAAAUGUAAACAUAAGUUUUGGCCUGAUGCAGAAUUGGAACGGCGCGCUCCCAAUUGGGGUGAGCAUUUGAGUGCGCUCAAUGUGAACGUACCGUCGGCUGGCUACGGUAGUCGCACACACACAGUGAUACUCAUUGAUGAGCAUAAUAAAAUGCAUUUCUACGAGGAAACGAUGAGUGGACUCGAUCCUGACGGCGAUUGGCGACAAACGCAUAUUGAAAAACAAUAUUUUCUGAAUCAGAACUAAAGUAAUGUGACUGCGCAUACUAAUAAUGCAACUAGAACACAUAAAAACAUUCUGCAUGUUAAGGUAGUGACGUUAAAACUGAAAAGCCUCAUAAUUUAAGCUUCAAACUCAAGGCGAAUUGUGUAGCAUUCUUGCUUCAAACUCUAGGCGAAUUGUGUAGCAUUCUUGCUUCAGACUCAGGUGAAAUUACUAAAGUAUUUCGUGCUAACGUAAAAUAUAAUAACAACUAACUAACAAAUGAAAAAAUUUAAUUUAAUUAGAUAAAUAUUUUUGUCGUGCUUUUAUAGCGAAAGUA
Anastrepha ludens (Mexican fruit fly) is the source of this 1641-nucleotide messenger RNA. RefSeq names its product transport and Golgi organization protein 2 (gene Tango2). Gene Ontology annotation, cellular component: Golgi apparatus. Bases 348 to 1346 code for a protein of 332 amino acids. NCBI's taxonomy places the organism in Eukaryota, Metazoa, Arthropoda, Insecta, Diptera, Tephritidae. The record is from RefSeq and is a predicted model, not a curated record. The transcript has 4 exons. Gene Ontology annotation, biological process: Golgi organization; protein secretion.